GACACAACCACCCAUUUGUGUUUGAAGUUAGCCAAACAGAGCCUUAUUACAUUUGAAGACUUCAGAUGUUUUCAGCCCAUUUCUGUAAUUACUUGUUUCGGUGCUUCACAUUUUUUAGCAGUAAUUGGAAAUUUUGAGAAAAUGCCCGCUCUCUGAUUUCCCCUCGAUCUCUCCGAUUUCCAUUUUCAUCUACUCCACUUUCUCUCUCUUUAAGCCCUAAUCACUUUUUCUGUCGACAUUUCUUUUUCUCCUAAAAUUCGAAGAAACCCACCAAAUUAUACGGUAAGCAUUUCUUCAUAAUUUAUCAAUUUUCUUUUUCGCAGCGUAAUUUUCCCUGUAGGCAUGAUUAAUUGGGGAAUCUGAGAUGUUAAUUAAUGGUAAAUCGGCGAGGCGCAUGUGCUUUGGUGCCUUUAUCAUUAACUGAUAUAAUAUUCAUUUUUGCUGGUUUUUCUAAUAAUUUAUUGAUGGGCGAUCGAUUUUUCGGUCGAUUGAGCUGAGCUUCUGUGAAAUUAGGGAUUUUUUUUUUAAUUCAAUAGCCUUAUCUGUCGCCUCGCGUGAUUCCGCGCUUGUGGCACGUUGUUUCGUGUUUUUGGGGUAUACUUGGCAUGUUAUCCGAAUCUCUCUUACAUAGAAUAACGUCAGCGUGUGUGUAUGUGUGUGUGUAUGUGUAUGUAUAUGUGCAUCUGAAUCUUGAUUGAUAUAGUGAUACUUUAUUUUCUAAAUAUCGAAUUUUGUUUCUGAGCGUAUAUAAAUAUAGUGGAUGUGUGCAUUUUGGUCUCCGCCAAUAAUUCUUCAACUAGGAUCCAGAUUUGCUUUGUGGAUAACGAGGACAUGGCAAAAGGUACAAGAGGUCGGCGCCGGAUCGCUUCACGGCAGUGCAGGCCAACACCAUACCCCCUACCAUCUUACAAAGAAAAGGAGGACACUUGCUCCAAGGCAAUCAAGAAAGACUGGGAAGAUGCUACAUGCUCAGUGUGCAUGGAGUGUCCUCACAAUGCUGUUCUUCUCUUGUGUUCCUCCCAUGACAAAGGAUGCCGUCCUUACAUGUGCGGGACCAGUUUUCGCUAUUCAAACUGCCUUGACCAAUACAAGAAGGCCUAUGCAAAAGCAACUCCACCUGACAGCCAUCCGGUUCACGAUUCACUUGAUAGUCAAGUUAUUGGUCCGUUUUCGGGUCAGUCUGCAGACAAUGGUGAUACUGCAGAGCUUGCAUGUCCACUUUGCAGGGGCCAGGUGAAGGGAUGGACUGUUGUGGAGCCUGCACGAGAGCAACUCAAUGCCAAGAAACGAAGUUGCAUGCAGGAAAAUUGUACAUUUAUGGGAACAUUCAAAGAGUUGCGGAAACAUGUGAGGGCGGACCACCCUUCUGCGAAGCCAAGAGAAGUGGAUCCGACUCUAGAGCAGAAGUGGAGGAGGAUGGAGCGUGAGCGAGAGAGGGAAGAUGUGAUGAGUACCAUAAGAUCAUCAAUGCCGGGGGCAGUGUUUUUUGGUGAUUAUGUGAUAGAAGGAGGUCAUUAUGAGUUUGAUUCCGAUGAAGAGGAGGGUUUUGAUAUAAAUGCUAUGGAACGGAAUGAGGGCAUGGAAGUUGGCGUUAAUCGGAAUUUGAUGUCUAUGUUUCUCUUUCUGCAGGCCUUUGGUUCUGCAGGCAAUGUGGGAUCGAACAGAGGUGCUAGACGACAAGAGAGAGACUCCACCAACGGUGGUGCACUUGAUAGAGGUUCUAUGAGAUUGCAUCGUGAUAACCCAAUAGAUGAUUUAGAGUUUUCUGAUCAAGAUAGUGAAAAUGAUGAUGAUGUCGGAAAUGAAAACGACGGGAACGGCGGUACGUCUUUGGUUGGCCGCCUACGUCGUCAAGGUAGAGUCCUUUUGGGGCGUUCCGGGAGGAGGAGAAGGAAUAGAGAGGUGAAUCAAGGGAUGAGAUAGUUACCUUUGCCUGAAAUUGGCAACAUAAAAAAAAGUUAUAGUUCACGGGUAGGAAAUGCUUAGCUGUAACUUUUUAACAUUUGCAUGCACAUUUGCUAUUCCAUGAUCCAUUAAUUCAUGAGUUGUAAGAUACUAUUAUAGGAUAGCUCAGGAAUAUGGAUGAAAAACUUGCUUCAUGUAAUUUACUUUGUAAUUCCUGAUUAAUUUGUUUAUGAUUUGUUAAUUAUUCACUCA
Salvia miltiorrhiza (redroot sage) is the source of this 2157-nucleotide messenger RNA. RefSeq lists its product as uncharacterized. Bases 832 to 1923 code for a protein of 363 amino acids. The record is from RefSeq and is a predicted model, not a curated record. The transcript has 2 exons. NCBI's taxonomy places the organism in Eukaryota, Viridiplantae, Streptophyta, Magnoliopsida, Lamiales, Lamiaceae.